Molecule: messenger RNA, 8452 nt
Organism: Paramuricea clavata
Lineage: Eukaryota; Metazoa; Cnidaria; Anthozoa; Malacalcyonacea; Plexauridae
Source: the annotation of a GenBank genome assembly
AUGUCAAACGGUACAGAUGGACAAGCACCAAAGCGCCAAAAGCUUGAAGAUGGUUCUUCAAUGCCUAUCACUAGUCCAGACAACCCACAUUACUCGCCACCAUCGAAAGUUGUUCACGUUCGCGGCGUUGCCGAGGGAGCUGGAGAUUUUGACAUCGUGCAAUCCCUGAAAGAAUUUGGUCGGAUCAGGUGAGAAACUUAACUUCCGCUACCUUGUGGUCUUGUUGGCUUUGAUGCACAGUUUUUUUUCUUAACAUAUAGUGGUUAGAUCGUAGCUUCGCCAAAGUAUAUUUAAUUAUUUAUAGCCUGUAGGGAACUGAUGGAAAAUACGCAAAAAUUAAUAUUGAACACGUGCACAGCAUAUUAAAUUUGUGUUCUAGAACUUCGGCCUGUUUACAUAGUGAUAGGGAAAUUCUAGCAGCAGGGUUACCCUAGUAAACAGGUUUCCAUAGUUUGUUUUGUUGGCAGUGGUUAUUUGUUGGUCACCAGUGCCCAAAAUAUUUAAUAUCAAUGUUUAUACCAUGCCCUGGAAAGUCUACCUUCUCUGCAGGGUGCAGGCCUUUCUAAAUAGUGGGGGAGAUGAAAGACCUGCCAACUGUAGGUGUAUGGGGGGGGGGGGAAUUAAGGAGCAGAAAUAAAUGUGCCUGACUUUUUUGCAUUUUCCCGAAAUUCCGAAAUUGUUGUCGACAGGGUGGGUGGGUUUGGAAAAUGUUUUGCUUUUUGGAAACCUUAUAUAUUGCUUGCAUUUGUAAAUAUUAUAUUAAAAAUUUCUUGCAUUUACAGGGUAGAAUAUUUACAUAGUAGAAAAUAGAAAUAGGGUUCAUUGGGGCACAUUGGAGGUUAGCUAGUUAGCCUUUCUCAUGAAGGCCAAAUUGUGCUCUUUGGGGUACUUUUUUGAUGUGAAAAAUCUAAGCAAUGUGAAAACAUUUUUCAAAUAUUUAAAUUAACUGUAAAAGGCAGUACCUCCCAAAAAACCUGUGGUUCCGGUUUCAUAUCGCAAAAAAAUGUGGGUCGGUAGGUCAAAAUAAAUGUUUUUUGAAUAUUUUUUUCAUGUUUUUUUCAAUAAUUAGUGUGACAACAGAUGCCAUUUUGGCAGUAGCCCGCAACCACCCUGAGAAAAUAGGGUCGCACGGUCAAUCGUGUUGUAAAAAUAAUAGGGUCGGCAGAAAAAAAUAGGGUCGGUCGGGAACCGGAACCACAGGUAUUUUUUUUACGCCUUAUAUCAAAUGAUUUUUAGUUGCAUAAAAUUGAUUCCAAAAAAGAAGCAAGCAUUGGUUGAAUUUGAUGAUAUAGAGAGUGCCACAAGUUUGGUUGAAAGAUCUCAGGUGUGUGGUAAAUUAUUGAUAAAUUGCAACUUUUACACCCGUAUUGGGGUCUACAAAUUAUUAAUUCUGAUUUGAAAAUCAAUUUUUAUAUAGACAAGUAAGGUGAGCAUUUGUGGAAGGUUUGCAUUCUUCAACUUUUCCAAGAGCCAGGCAAUUACCAGGUAAUUAACUACACCAGGGGCCGGUUGUAUAAAAAAGUGAUUAAAGUUAACUAUAGUUAGUGGAAACGUCAUCCAAUAAGAAGCGUGUAUUUGAGAGUUAAUCACUAUUUAACUACAAAAUAGUGAUUAAAAAGUAAUUAAGAGUUUUAUACAACCGGCCCCAGGAGGUUAUGUUUUCAUUGGCGUUUACAUGUGUGUGUGUGUUUUUUUUAUUUAUUUAAAAAUUUGCCCUAUUUACAUAAUUAAGAUAGAAUAUACAGUAUAACGACUGUUGAAUACUAGAGCUAGGAGUCUUUAAGAAACUUUAAGAAGCUUUUAGUGCAAGGCCCCUAUUACAGCAAAUAUUAAAUUCAAACGAUAGCUAUAUGUCAGUUAAUAUAUAGUACAUAAAAUUUUAAAGAAAGUUGUGAUAUAGUUUUACAAUAAUAUAGAUAUACAACAAAUAUGAAGUUAGGAGUUCAUGAUGAGUGUGUGUCGAUCUGACCAUCUGUUUGUCUGUCGGUCAGCCAGUUGGUCAGCAUCACAGCAUAAUAACUUAAAAAUAUCAAAUGUGUUAAUUAAUACAAAAAUUUGUGGGUCUAAUGGACAUUGCCCAAGGACAAAUAGAUUAAAUUUUUGGAUUUCUGGUUUUUGGAAUGGCAAAAUUAUUGCCCAUAGAAUUUACAAUGAAUGUAAAAACUUGUAUGUUAAUUAUUGUAUGUAACUUGCAGGUAUGGAAAUGAACCAAAUUAUGAUGAGAUGACAAAUUCUGCAGGCAAGAGGAUUUUACUUUUGACAAUACUCAAUGCUCAAUAUGGAGUUACUACAGUAAGUAUGCUACUAUUCACUAAUAUUGUGCUACAAGGGUUUUUCUCUGGGUCUUGUGGUCGGGUUAAGAAGCAAUAAUGAAAAUAAUAUCAAAUCACACUUGUUUGUUUUAGAGUAACUUACAUGAAGUAUUUCAAGGAUAUGGUUUUAUUCAAAGAAUUGUAAUAUUUAAUAAACAUGGGCAGUUGCAAGCCAUGGUUGAGUAUCCUUUUGAAAUUAUUCAGUUGAGAAUUAAAAUUUGGGUUUCAAGUAAUUUUUAUUUACCUUGAGUUUUGCACUGUGAUUCCUGAAUAAAAUGCCAAUGCCAACUUCUUAUGACCAGCUUCAACUUAUUUCUUCCAAGAGUUUUGAGUUUAUCUAUUGAAAUUAUUUGGAGUCCCGGACGGUAUAGAUUUAUUUGAGAAACCAAAAAACACAUUUGAUGAGUGUGUGUUGGCAUGAAAUAUAUAAUAGUAUUAAAAAGAAGUAAAAAAAGGGAAAAGGAACAGCAAAAAAAACGGGAAUAACUGGUAGAAAGAGAAUAUAAGGGAUUCAGAAACUUUAGUAUUUGUAUUCUUAACUACUAACAAAGAUUUGACAACCCAAUGUCAGCUCAACAAGCAAAAGAUGCUCUAGAUGGCUGGGAUCUUUAUGAAGGAUUUAACACUUUGAAAAUUGAAUUUGCAAAUGUAAGUUUAUAGAAACUUCCUUUUACAUGUACUUUGUGCUAUGAAUUAUUUUUUCACCUGGAAAUGUUGGACAAAAUUUCUGUAGUUAUUGGUUCUGUUUGGUACUAUUUUUGUAAUAGUAAUAUUACCUUUAUUAACUAAAAUAAAUAAUGGGUACAGUAUUACCCAUGUGAACAAACUUUCGUUGGUUGCAACUACCUGAAAAAUAUAAUGAGAAUUUCAACGUUUCAAGCGAAAGCCCAUUGUCUGGAGUUACUGGUGCCCUUCUUUAUUAUUUUAAUUAAUGUUAUAAAGUAAGGCACCAGUACCAUGCACCCUAUUUUAUGUGAUUUUACUCGUUGAGGGAGAGCGCUGGCGCUCAAUGGGUUAAAGUUUAUUCAUUCAAAAUUGUUUUGUCUUUAGGUGCCGAAAUUGAGUGUUUUCAAGAAUGAUCAUGAAACUUGGGACUACACUCGACCACCAAUGGGUAUGUUGAAAUGUGUAACCAUUAAGUUUUACACCUAUAUAUUUGUGUUAACACAAUAUUAUAACAUUCUGUAGGAUGUGAAUAUGAUUUGGUAUAACUCUAUAUAGUAAUAGACACUUUCUGAAUUUGCUUGACUAGCUUCAAUGGGAGGCUGAAAAAUGAAGGUACUUGUACUUAUAGUGAGGUGAUUGCCUGUAUUGAUGUCCUACAUUUACCUUUGAGCAAAUUCAGGAAGUAUCUAUAGUAAUAUGUUUUCAAUCUUUACAUAUAGCUUGUUUAGUUCUUUGUUGUUUUAAAGUGUUGGCUUCCCGACACUCAUUUAAUGUUUGUCUGUUGUUGCAAAGUCCAAGUGUUGUAAGUGGACUUGUAGUGUGACCUCAGCUGGAAGAUUUUGUGCUGGAGUAUGGAAACAGUGUAUUUGAAAGGUAUUUGUAAGUUAUCCAUAGCAAAUGUUCCCAGCUGCAAGAACAAGACAUGGCUUAUCCUCAAACACGCAGAGUUGAAGUAAAACAUUGAGGUGCAUUUCAAGAAUCAUGGCCUAAUCAAGAAUUAUUUGUACAGCACAUCGCAAGAACUGUUAAUUAAACAAGAAUGAACUAUGUAAAAACAGCCACUCUAUGCCAUGUCAUAUUAUAGAGAACUUGUGCACAACAGUAUCACACGUUGAAAUAGACUUUCUUUUAAUCUAUGUUCCAAAAAUAUUCCUCUGAUUGCAGUUGACUAACGUAUCAACCCAACAUCAAGAAAACUGAUUUUAAAAACACUGCACUUCAUUUAGUCUAUUUGCAAAAGAAAAAAUGUAUAGUCAUUGAUCAGAUAUGAUUAUGUAUUGAUGAGAUAAAGUUUGAUCAUACUGUAGCACGCGUUUGUGCACUGAGACCGUUACAAGCAAAGAAAGGACUGGAUAUAUUUGUAGAAUCAUGAAUAAUGCACCUGUUGUUAAGUGCAAGAAUAUAUCGAGCACGAUUCUGAAAAGUACAGUGCAGUAGUUCAUAAUUAUUGUUUUUUAGUAGAAGCAGAAGCAGAAGAGUAGCACACAUUUAACAAGAUAUGAAUCGCAAUGGAAGAAAUCGUUUACAGCUUCCAAUACCUAAAUGAACACCACUGCAGCAAAAUACAUUAGUACAGCUUAUCACACUUGUUUUGAAAGAAUUGCAUAUGAAGUUGGAAAUAAUGUGUGUGAUUACCUUAAAACCAACACACUACUGCAGCUUCAAGAAAUACUGAAAAUGUCACUGGAAACAACACAUGCGACGAAUUACAUAAUUAUGCAAGCGUUUCACUUCUUAUGUUCAAUACAGAUGUACACCCACAUCACAAUUGGUAAUUUUUAUCAAUAAUAAAAAUCGCCUACAUGACUAUGUAAACAGUAUUGCAAACAGCAUUAGAAACAUGCCGUGUUUUAUGAUGUUCACUGGAACACCGCAGCAUCAUAUAAUGGUUUAUUUUAUCAAGUAUGAGGAUCGCAUUAAAGACCAUGAAAGCACCACACACUUUGCACUGAAAUAGAAAAAUGCAAAUACCCACAUCCAAAUGGCAAACAUCUUCUCAAGAACCUCACAGAUGCAUUAUAUUUGAGAAACAGAAUCUCAGGAGGAACAUUACAAUUUCCACAUAUCCAAUGGCAAGAACUACCCUUGAUCACCUGAGGAACCGUCAAUGUAAAGCUGCAAUAUACCUGCAAUACAAACGCAUGUUUUGCAAUACCAGAAGAAAUUAUCAAAAUAUCAUUACAUACAACUUCUCACACGUCAAUAUCCGAUAUUCCAAUGUCAAAAACGGUUUUCAAAAUGAGGAAUUAUCGCACAAGAAACACAUGUUAUCUCUUUGUUACACAUUUGUAGCUUUUGAGUAACAACAUCUAUGAAGGACCAUCAAAGUAUCAUCACAACAGCUCCACACUCACAAGAGCAGUGCUUGAACGACACCAUUGCAAGAAUCUUACAAUCCCAUAUAACAUUGCUGAGUCGCCGUCGUGGCUGCAAAAUAUUGUAAAUUUUACAUUGUCGAGUAUCUUCCACAUAAAAGAACUGCAAAAUUCCAUUUACUACUAGUUUUAGUCUAUUGUUGCCUUGCACAAAAAUGAUAAUCCUUCCUGUAAAUUUCUUUAUUGAAACAUUAAACUAGCCUUUUGCAUUGUUUCCUUUCAUCUUACGUUCCUUCUACCACGAUUAACUAAACAAGAUUUUCAAAUAUUUUCAGAUCCAAUGCGAGGCCCACCUGGUCGUGGCCGUGGCCUGCUUAACCGUCCUGCAUACAACCCCCCUGGCUCAUACCCAGGCCCUCGAGGUCCGGCGAUGAAUCCAGGACCCGGUCCAGGUUUUGGUCCAAGACCAGAUUUCAUGCAUGGACCACGUGGUCCAAUGGGAUCGGGGCCACCCGGACCUAGUGUUCUUAUGGCGUACGGCUUUGAUCCUGAUAAGUUAUCUUGUGAAGGAAUCUUUAAUCUCUUGUGUCCUUUUGGUAACGUCAUGAAGGUGAGAUUGUAUUGAUUGUAUAUGAAUGCUUCCAACAGAUCAUUUUCUGGCAAAGUUUUCUUAACUUAACUUUCCUAGUUUCCAUGAACAUGCGUUGAUUGUAUUCAACACACUAAUAAAAUAACCAAAACCCCAAAAUCUGUUUAUCUUGUGUAGGUUAAGUUGAUGUCAAGUAAACCAGGUUGCGCUAUGGUGGAAAUGGGUGACAAUUUGUCAUGUAACACAAUCAUCCAAAAUUUAACUGGUUGUAACGUGCAUGGGAACGAACUGAAAUUCAGGUAACAUACAUGGCAUAGCCUGCGUAGCGGUGCAAUGUAUAGGUUGCAUUAUCCAAAUAUGCGAUCGUUUGGGUAAACCCUCUUAGGGCUUAAAAGUUUCACAUACUGAAAUAUGAAAUAUCCAUAGAGAAUAGUAACGUUUCUAGGAAAGACUGGAGCUUCGUCAGAGAGUUGAACAAAAAACAACGUACAAAAUGUUUUUGUCUUGCAGCUUCUCGAAACAGACUAGCUUGACAUGUCCUCCCAACUAUAACCCAAGUGUUGAGACAUCUUUCAAAGAUUUUUAUGAUUCAAAACUGCACAGGUAUUAUUAUUAUUUAAACUUAUUUAACCACGGUGGUCUGUUUUUCAAAAGGCCGUGUUUACAAAAAUAUCGUGUCCAUAUUAAACAUUAUUUUGGUCAGUUUUAUUGUAGGUACUAGAAUAUAUAUUUAACUUUAUUUAUACUGGACAGACGUGCCAGUUCUCAACUCUUCAUAUGCCCAUAUAAUGUAAUAACAUAUUUUAUCAUUCCAUUCUUUUGUACACAGAUUCACAACAUCUGAAGCAAUUAGCAAAAACAGUAUCCUUUUGUCCCUUUGGAUAUCAAAAAGUAUUUUUUUCAAUUUAAAAACGAUGGAUCGUCUUCAAUUUUCAUUGUUGUACUACAGUAGAAACUGCAACCUCGUUUCAGGGUCUUCCCUCUUGUUGCAGAAACUUCUGGUAAUACUAUUAUUAAUAAUUUACAAACACAACUACAAAUUCAAUAGAUAUACUACCUUAUUAGUAUUCUUUACAUAAAGAAUACUAAUGAGGACACGACAAAAAUAGGUGCUGCCUUAUUAGUAUACUUUAUAUAAGGAAUACUAAUUAGGAGUGUUUUAUCAGGUUUAAAGCCACUGCACGUCACAUAUUAUGGUUGACAUGAUUUGCCAAUAAGCUUAUGAAUUAUUGUUUGAAUAAUUAUUUAAUCAGUUGUAAUUAGUUAAUUAGAACUUGUUUGUAGUAGUAAUUCCUUGACUCAGCAACAGGAGUUUUUACCCCAACCAGAGUUCUUCAUUUCUACAAUGCUCCCCCAGACAGCACUGAAGAAUCACUUAGCGAGGUGAGAAUGUGAAUCAAAAUGGUUAUAAUGGCUUUUCUUUGUUCCAAAAACUGUUACUUGGUCAAGUUGUUUCUAAGAUAUUUGGAAUACUUUUAAAUAAGACCGUUUUUCCUUCUUGUAGCUUUUCACAGAAAAAGAUGUGACGUCACCGUCAAAAAUUAAAAUUUUCCCAAAUGGUAAAGAAUCAUAAACAUAUCUGAAAAUGAUUGUUUAAAUAAUGUACGCUUUUCUGUUUUUUAAAUUGAGCCAUGUUCGAUAUUUUUCACUUAGCUACAAAGAGUGCAACUGGGUUAAUGGAAUGGGCUGAUGUAAGCACUGCACUUGCAUCAUUGAUGAUGAUGAAUCAUGCUGUUGUACGAAAUGAAGGUAUGCAGUCUUGUUUGGUAGAAUCAUUGAAAUGAAUAUAACGCUACCUUCAGAUAAACUGCCUAUCUUUAUGACAUUGACUGAUUGAGCGCUCUUCGUAUGCAUGAAAAGACUGAGACUGGCCUUCGAGUUUCAAAUUUGCGGUUGGACCUGGACGUAGCGUUCCAGUUCUAUUCAGUUCAGUUCAACCACUGAGCUCUAUAUAUAUAUGGAGCAAGAACUGCAGUCAUUCGGCCAGUUAGCACAAUUUUCCAUCCACCAAACUGCCCUAUCGAUUUUCUAAAGUCGUUUUUUUAAUUUUUUUAUUAAUUCGGUUAGGGUUAGGGUUGCAGUUAGGAGUUAGAAUAAGGGUAGGGUUUGGGUUAAUUACAUAGCCAUUUAACACCUCUUCCAUCUUCUGAAAAUGACGUCAGGUCAGUUUGCUGGAUGGAAAAUAAUGCUAACCAUGAGAAAAGUGAAGAUGGCGAAAAUUGGCGACCAAAAUCUAUAAUAAUGGUCGUAAAGAGUAUUGAUACCAUUUUCCCCAGCUAAUUUUUUAUCUGACGGACCGUAUCGCUAAUCAAGUUUUUAGUUCAUAAAACAAUAAUAUUAUUCGACACACUUGCUGCAGCUUCAUGCUAACCGCGCGAACAAAAACAGUAGAAAGGGGACCUGACGUCCAAUGAGCUCCAUUUUGGCGCCACUUUUUAGACUCCAGUUCUCACGGCAUGAACGAAACAUGCCCUACAAGAUUUUCAAAUAUUUCUUUUUUCGUUGCAGAGGCCCGAACAAUCUUCACCAUCAAGUUGGCAUUCUCUUCCGCAAAUGAAAUCACUUCAUAA